UCCAACCUCUUACCUUCAUCUCGCAAUUCCCUGCUCAUCCCUUCACGAUUCAUAAUGGGUAUGGUCUUUGGGAAGAUCGGCGUCGAAACUCCGAAUUACGAAGUCAUCAAAUCCACCACUGACUACGAAAUCCGCAAAUACCCACCUUCUGUUGUAGCUGAAGUCACCUACGAGCCAUCUCAGUUUAAGGGAAACAAGGAUGGAGGAUUCACAGUUCUGGCUAAUUAUAUUGGCGCUUUAGGGAAUCCCCAGAAUACUAAGCCCGAGAAGAUUGCCAUGACUGCUCCUGUUAUAACGAAGAACACAGAGAAUUCUUCUGGUGGAAGUGAGAGUGAAGCCAUUGCUAUGACAGCUCCUGUUGUGACUAAGGCUAGUGACACUGGGGAGAAUAAGAAGAUGGUGACUAUGGGGUUUAUAUUGCCGGCCAAGUAUGGGAAAGCUGAGGAGGCACCAAAACCGUUGGAUGAGAGGGUGAAGAUCAGAGAGGAAGGAGAAAAGAAAUAUGGGGUUGUGAAGUUUGCAGGAGUGGCAUCAGAAACUGUGGUUGAGGAGAAGGUGGAGAAGCUCAAGAGGAGCCUGGAGAGAGAUGGGUAUAAGGUGGUCGGGGAUUUCGUGCUGGCGAGGUACAACCCCCCUUGGACUUUGCCUCCUUUCAGAACUAAUGAGGUUAUGAUCCCAGUUGAAUGAACACAACAUGACUAACAGUUUGAUGUACUGCGUUGUUGGAUAGUUUGUAAGUUUUGAUAUUUGAAAAUCUGUGAAUGUAAGAGAUGUUUCCUUAAGAAGACAAGCAAUGCUAUAGUCUUUUGUGCAUUGCUGGGUAACUUGUCAAGAGGAUUGAGUGGCAGAAAGUUUGUAAUCUGAAUAGCUGAUCGUAUAAAUACAGUUUAGUCCUUUUCUUUUUACCA
Neltuma alba is the source of this 908-nucleotide messenger RNA. RefSeq lists its product as uncharacterized. Lineage: Eukaryota; Viridiplantae; Streptophyta; Magnoliopsida; Fabales; Fabaceae. The transcript has a single exon. The record is from RefSeq and is a predicted model, not a curated record. Bases 55 to 687 code for a protein of 210 amino acids.